AUGGCUGGCCAAAUCGACUCGACGCGGCCCUUCAACAGCCUAGUCAUCUCUAUCUUCGCGCUCUUUUCGUUCGCAGGAUUCUACUUCAUGCGCAUCGAGAGCGCAAUCCAUGGCGUGCCAAUCAACUUUGAAAAGAUCUGCACAGAAGGGCGCUGGGAGGAUGGGACGCUCAUAAAGCAGACUUACACUGGCAUCAAAGCUGUCGACUUCCUCUUUACCUGGCUCGUGCCCGCGUUUCUCACGGGCCCCGCGGGGUGGGAUGAAGGAAUCCGGCUACAACAAAUUCAUUUCCUGGUGAACUUCUUCGCAGUCUUGUCCAUCAUCAACAUUGAGGCUGUGCGACAACGGAACAAUGGGCGGAUCAUUAGCUACACUGCGAUUUGGGCGGUCCUAUACCAAACCGUAGCGGGUGCAGCAAUUGUCCCGCUCUACCAUCUCGCAUUUACUCUCGCAUCCAAAAAGAAGACCUACCUUUCCUCUGGUAGAGAAGUAUCGCUGGGUUACGCGAAAUCGCUACUCCCAGCACUUGCAGUCGGCUAUCUCGUCCCCACAAUCGCAAUGUACCUCCCUUGGGGAGAUCUGAACAUUACGCAGAACCUGACAGCAUUGUGGCAACCUGCACCUGCGUUCCCCAACCUGCUACUCCUAGUUCUUGCCCCAGUAUUAGCUUCAAGUUCAAGAAGCUCGUCCAGGACCUCCGAUGUCAAGCACUUGAAGCGAAUCUAUGUGGCCGCCGGCAUUGUCUCAACAUUCACGCAGUGGGCUACGCUUUACUUGUUUUUCACGUCAACGAAUCCCAAACUGUCUUUCAAAUAUGUCUUCGUGCCUAAUAAAAACAUCUGGAAAGAGAACACAGCGCUGGGUUUACACUACAUCUUCUUGUGGGACUUCUGGAUCAUAUAUGCGUCGUCUUUGGUAUGGUGCUGGGUAGUCGUUGUGGACUACCUAAGAUAUGUUCGUGGCAAAGUCACCCCUAUACAGAUGCUUUUGGCUGCAGUUAAUAUUGUUGGAGUGGCACUCGUCGCAGGACCGGGAACUGCCAUGGCACUGGUGUGGAACAAGAGAGAAAACCUUUUGGUUGAAAUCGAGACGGGCGAUCGGAAGAAAAAGGCUGCCUAG
Molecule: messenger RNA, 1119 nt
Organism: Truncatella angustata
Lineage: Eukaryota; Fungi; Ascomycota; Sordariomycetes; Amphisphaeriales; Sporocadaceae
Exons: 2
Coding region: 1-1119 (372 amino acids)
Source: RefSeq, a predicted model, not a curated record